Suillus bovinus is the source of this 417-nucleotide messenger RNA. RefSeq lists its product as uncharacterized. The record is from RefSeq and is a predicted model, not a curated record. The coding region runs from base 1 to 417 and encodes 138 amino acids. The transcript has 4 exons. NCBI's taxonomy places the organism in Eukaryota, Fungi, Basidiomycota, Agaricomycetes, Boletales, Suillaceae.
AUGAUUACUCGCGACUUUUUCGCUUGGAAUCCGAUUCACAAGGACCAUGCCACACUGGCAAGGUCCGUGAAGGGUAGCUACAUGAAUUGUUUGGCACUCAUGAACUCAAUGGAAGUUAAAAUGGAUCAAAUUCAAGUGUGGUCUGGGUGCAGAUGGAACUCUCCUCGACGCCAGUCAAAUCUGAUGGCAUGUCACUCGACUCGUAUCCCACGCCCUGCACCCAAGCUUGUUGACCCCAACAACGCUGUCUUGCACAAACGCAAGGCUAGCAGGUCAGUGGUCACGAGUGAGGGCUCUGAGGAGGAAAGUGACUGUGAAGGAGACCAGAAUAACGGGGUAACUACGGAUGCAGCUACUGACAUGGAUCAUGAGACAGAUAUCGACGGCAUCACCCCCUCCAAGUCUGCUUCACAGUAG